UGCUUUCUGUUGCCCGUUCGCAAGUCCGUUUGCGUAACAGCAGGGCUUUAGGACCCAGGGGCGGAGCGCUGCCCCUCCAGCUGCUGCAGUCACUAGCGAGGAAACGGCACGGAGGGUUUCGGCACCAGCACCAGCACGAGACCCAACUUUGUGUGGCGUUUCAUCCCGUAGAAGAAAGGGCCCACCACCACCGUACGUCCCCCCCCCCGCUCCGUAAGAGGCCUUCCCGGGGGAGUAGAGCAUUCGGUGAGCCGCACCACACCCGCGGCAAGUGAAGGAUUCGCUAUCUAAAAAAAAAAAAAAAAAAAAGCGUUCAAGACAGCAUCAGGUGAAGAGUUUUAAUAAGAUGCAGAAUUUUUCAUCUGGCAUGGCCUAUUAAUUUUCCUGUUAAAAAUAGAUUCGCUGGUUGUAACAAGGCUACAGUUUCUCUUUCCAGUGGAGACCCAGAUAUUCUUUCUUCACAUGCAGCGCACUUUGGAGGUUAGAACUGUGGGAGCAUCUUGGAGUUUUACAGUCUUUUUUUGAACACACUGCAAUGUCAUAGAAUUGCCAUCUAUUGAAGUGCACAAAAGUGGAACAUUGUUUGUAGAAACGUGAGAGUUGCUCAACAAAACAUACCUAUGAUGUGAGUUGAGCUGAGGGCGCAGCAUUUGAGCGGGUGGUACAGGAAAAAGAGGGAAGACCACUGCUUUGGUUGUCCUGUCAUGAUCACGGCUGCAUCACUGUACAGUGGUGUACACGAGUGGAGCGGCACGGAGAGGAACCGGAUGUGUGGAGUCAUUGAGGAGAGUAGAAGAGCAUCACUUACAGAGGAUAAUCUAAAGAAAAGCAUUUUACAGCUCCAUAGCUCCACAGAAUGUUGUGUUAAAAGUAACGGUAGCAAGGUAGAACUCUCGCAAAUGAAUUAUGGUGUUCAGGCCACAGGGCAAAAAGAUGAUGGAGCUUUCAGGAAGGAAUCUCAGGGUAAAAACAAAGGCCCUGUACCUUCUGAUCCUCAGAGACCUGCAUCUGUGGGCAAACAAACACACCUAUUUCAAACCAGCCAGCAGGUAGAGGGGAAGAGUGUACUGGAUGUGUUUUUGGGUGGUGACUCUGGUGUUCAUGAUAAACAGAGCAAUAAUAUGGAACCACAGAAAAAUGUAAGUGUUUCUGAAAGAACUACAGAGAGCAAGGUUGAUGCCUUGCCUUCCCAGGUCAAGUCUUUGGAAGCUGGAUUACCAGAGCAAAAAAGACCAGUGCCAGCUUCCACUGUUCCGUUUAUCAGACAACCUUGGCAUGGACAAAGUGUAGAUGGAAGUUGUGCUGUGACCCAUCAGAAUUGUACUACAGUGAAUCCCGUAAUUGUGAGUCGAAAGUGCCUGCCUCCAUCUCAUGCACAUACUUUACCUUUUCUGCAGGGAGUGUCACGGGGCCAACGCUUUGUGUAUGUACCAUCUGCAAGCUGUAACCAGCCACUCAAUAUGAGCUUUCCUACUGCCUUGAACUCAUCACAUUCUUCAGCACCACCACCACUGUUAACGGGCUUUGUGCCAGACAAGUGUUUUCACAACUCUGGCAGCAACACAACCCCAGAAGUCACUGCUACUACAACCCACCACCACCAUAUCAUCAAAAAGUGUGCAAAUCUGGACCAAAAUGUAGUUUCUCUUGAGAAAAAUCGACUGUCUAGCAAAUCUCCAUCCCUUUUAUCAUCUGGUGACAAGAAUCACAAAACGUCUGAUCAUCGUUCAGCAUGCAUUAAGUCUCCCUCUCCAUUUAAUUCAGCACUCACUCAGGCAUUACCUGCUCAACCUCUGAUGCCUUUCUCUCACAGCACUAAUCUGAAUUAUCCAAAUGUCAGUCCCUGUUUCAAGUUGGCAGGUUCUCGAGAACAAAGCCUGGUUCACCAGCAAACCAACAGAACCAGUGUUCAGUAUUCCCCACUUAAGUCACCCCCACAGCUGGAGAGAGAGAUGGUGUCACCACAGGAGUGCAUCGACAUGCCACUUGACCUGUCUUCCAAGUCCAACAGACAUGCAUCUGCUCCAAAACCAUGCAGGACGCCACCCAUGCCAGUGCUAACACCAGUGCAUAUCACUUUAAAGGCACAGUCUCCCGCUACACAUACUGUAACAGAACAUGGCUCACAUGGAAUGCAUCAGAGUGGCUGUGCCAGUAACAGUAUUACAGGGAAUCCUGCUUCACCGCAUUCUUUUGUUAUGUUUUCAGACUUCUUGAGGAAUGGUGCUAAUUCACAGAAGUCAGGUUUGGAUUCUGCAGUGCCACCUCUGCUUGAUGCCUCAGGUUCUUGGGAUAAAAAUUCCACCACUUUGAUAAGUACGAUUCCAGGUGCAUAUGUGGGUGUGGCCAGUCCAGUACCAGCUGCUGUACUGUUGAGCAAGGAUACCAAUGGAGCCUUUGGUACUGAUGUCAGAAGUUUAGCUAAGCAAGAACCUAUUUCCAUUGUUGACCAAGGAGAACAGGUAGAUGGAGCAGUUGAGAGCAAGAAAGUACAGCGAACCAACAAGGACAGUGCACAAACUGCUGUCAAAAGAAAUCUGGCAUGUGGAUUCUCAAAUGGGUCUGGACUUUUCCUCUCCAAGGAUUCUAUUUUUCAGAAUUCAUCAGGUUCUGGCACUGUUUACACUCGGCACCCUUUUAUAAAUGGAAGGCCAUCUGGGCCUCAGGGUUCAUCUGUUGAUUGGACUUCAUUUCAUCCAAUAGCAGUGCUGACAAGUGGUGCUUCCCAAGUGGAACAGCUGCGACAGAAUAUCCGAGCUUCUCACAAAAUGUUGUCCAGCCCCAAUGACUGCAGCGUUUUAUCAGACACUCAGCAUGCUGACACCUCUCUUGUUUUACAUAAAGCUUUAAAAGAAGAUCCUGUUGAAGAACAGGAAAGGGCAGUGGGGUCACCAUUGCCUAAUGCUGAGUUAACAGUAAAAGGCAAGGAUAGUGAUCCUCUGUCUAAAAGCAAAAAAGUUACUUUGAGCAGGUCAUUAUCAGAAUCAGGACUGCCUGAUAGUCAUGAUACAUCGACUGUCACAGACUUAGGAUGCUCUUUCAGUAGUGGUGAUAAUGUGCAUUUAAGUAAGCCGGAUCCUAAACCGCAUUGCAAUCAUUCGACAAACAGUCACCCUAAAAAGAAAAAGUCAAAGAUUGUCAGUGCUCAGAAGACAGAUAGUGAGACACAGCACAAGGAAGAAUGUGUGGUUAGUCCAGUACCAGCUGGCAGUUCUCUGAGUAAGGGUACUGACAAGGUAAGAGACAGGGUUUCUGAAGCAUCUGUUAGCAGCCUUGUGCCAGACUUACGGAAAGUGAAGACUGAACCAAAGGACUGUGAUGAAACUUUGCUUUUGCCUUUUGACCCUAAAAUAGAAGGGGUCAUAGCAAAGUCAUUAAAAAUUCAUACUGACAAAGGACUGUCCAACCUAACCAAGAAAUCCAAAUCUCCAUCAGAAAAGAGUAAACCACCUUGCCGGUCCAUAAAGUCAGACUCCGAAAAGCAUAGCAGUAAACUGUCAAAAUCUGAUAAAAAGAAAUUGAAAUGUCUGAAACAGGAAGAUGAGGAAGUUGCUACUAUUUUACAACAUGAUCUGGCAAUAAGGAAGUUGAAAAAACGGCAAUCAAGUGUGGCUGUAUCUAGUACAGAAGCAAGCCGUUUAGAUACAACAGCUUCAAGAGAGCAGGAAAUUGUAAAGAAGAAACGCAAGCGGAAGAAAAUACCAAAGAAAGGAAAAUGGCGAGAAGAAGAAUCUGAGCAAGCAGAGAAGAAGCAUAGAAACAACUUCAAGGAUUUUAUCCCAGUUGUUCUAAGCACCAGGACCCGAAGUCAAUCAGGGAGUGUUUGCAGCUCUACUGCACAUGUGGCUGGUGACUGUGAUGUUACUUUGGAAGACAAUGUGCUUUCCCAUAAUGAAGAAGAGGAGACAAAACCAGAGGUUUUGAGGGUAAGAAAAAGCCACAAGACAUCUGUCCGCAAGAGGAAAAAAAUCAGAGAGUUUCUGGAAAAAACAUCUUUCCCUUGCAAGAAAGUGAAGCAGGAGCCACAAGAAGUGCACAUUGGUGCAGGGGACUCUGGAAAAUGCUUAUCCACUGUCAGUUCUGAUGAGGAGGAGGAAGCAAAGGUAAUUAAGAGAAGAAAGAGGAGGCGAGAGAAAAGCAAGAAAUACUGUACUGGUGACUAUGUCACAGAGAAGGAUGAAGAUGAGGCAGAAGCAGAAACAGCAGGCUAUUCUAAGAAGAAACGGAUAGCUGGUGAAGAGUUCAAGAGUUCACAUGCCUUAAGGAAGAGGAAGCGGCGGUUACGUUUGAGUAGGUGCCUUGAGUCACAGUUCCGGUUAGAGGAUGCCAGCUUUUAUCGGUCAAAGCGUAAACACAGAGAUUGCAAACGGACUGAAGCUGAUGACCUGUUUGGGAAUUCUGCUUGCUAUCCAGAUUUAGAGAAGCCAUCUGGUAAACGAAGAUGCAAGACUAAACACUUAGGCGAUGCGAAGGAAAAGAGCAAGAUGAAGAAGUUGAAAAAACGUAGUUCCACAAAAGGAAGUAGCCUGUUCCCAAAGAAAUCUGCUGAGCAAAAACUGUUUGAUCGUCACAGGUCUACAUCUUCUCUUAGACACAAGUCAUCCCCUUCUGCUUUAACAGACAGUGCUACAGGGCGCUUGAUGCCUCCUGAAAUACGCAGGCUUAUUGUUAAUAAAAAUGCUGGUGAAACCCUCUUACAGCGAGCAUCACGACUUGGAUAUAAGGAAGUUGUCCUGUACUGUUUGAAGAAGAAUCUUUGUGAUGUUAAUCACCAAGACAAUGCUGGGUAUACUGCUCUGCACGAGGCUUGUGCACGGGGGUGCACUGACAUUGUGAAGGUGCUUUUGAACCAUGGUGCAGAUGUCAACUGUAGUGCACAAGAUGGAACUCGGCCCAUACAUGAUGCCGUUGUAAAUGAUAGUGUGGAUAUCGUGUGGCUCCUUCUUUCAUAUGGUGCAGAUCCCUCCCUUGCAACUUACUCUGGACAGACUGCCAUGAAACUUGCAAACAGCGAGACACUGAGAUUAUUCCUCACAGAAUACUUUGCUGACCUCAGAGGCCGCAGUGAAGAUGACCCAAAACUCUUCUGGGACUUCUACAGCAGUCGGGUGCUGGAAGGAGAUGCCAUUUCUGUUUGUGAAGAGCUGCUGAAUCCCACAGAAGGAAUUGAUCAGGAGGAGGAAGAAGAAGAUGAAGACCACCAGAAUGAGGAUGAUGACCAUCUGCUCUUUGAAUUUUCUGACCUGCCUCUCCUGCCUUGCUACAGUGUCCAGGCUUCUGUCUCUCAUGGGCCCUGUAAUUGGUUUUUGCUGGCUGAAGUACUGAAGAGACUCAAAGUGUCCUCACGGAUUUUCCAAGCUCGUUUUCCACAGUUUGAAGUUGUCAGUAUAACAGAAUCUGAGUUUUACAGACAAGCAAGUUACAGCCAGGUGCAACAACCACCCGAGGACAUUCAUGUUUCUGAUGCAGAAGAAGGGGGUGCUGUAGAGUUAGUGCGUUAUAUGCCAGAACUGCUAAAAUUGCUGGGGUCAACAGUGGAGUUUCUAAACCCAGGUGAAAAAGCAGAAACCAGCUGAUCCUUGCUGGCAAGGGGCUGUGUACUGAACAGAGACCACAUAUAGAUGUGUCAGCCCGCUGUUACAGGUUCUACUUAAUCAUUUACCCAUUUGGGGAAUUUAUGUUUUCAGACUUUAAAGGAAUAUGAAGAUUUCAGACUUUUCAGAGGUUUAAAUUUGCUGGCAUUUUUUUUCUUUUUUUCUUUUUAAUCAAGACAUGAUUGUUUUUUAAAUGUUAGCGUGAUACAUCCAGAGCCAAAAGAAGAGAGCACAAAAUGGGACAUUGAGAGAAUGGCACUAUCACCACUGGCGAUAACAGAAUUAAAUCCAGUAACUUUUCACUUCUUUAGUUCCUGAUGAGUGUGUGCAAAAUCCAGACUGCAAAGAUAUACAAAUGUAUAGGCACAUAUAUGUAUGCAUAUAUAUGUAGUUAUGUACAUACGUAAUGCGGCUGCAUACAUAGAGACAUAUUACUGUCGCCACUGUCUUUAAACCUAAGAGUUAUAUAUAUUUUUUGUUAAACUCAAAAUCUCUAAAUGUAAAAAAGAAGUUUGGGAAAAUAAAUUUGUCAAAUCAUAUACAAAAGAGGCAAGUGCUACAGUUCUUAUCUGCAUUGUCUUUUCAAGUACAUACAUGUAUAUAGUCUUGUAUACACAUAUGUAUGUCCAUGUAUACGUACUGCAGGAUUGCUGCUAAGUAUGUUGUGUGUUGUGCUCCAAGUGGUGCAUUGGUUGUGAUGUAGAAUGCAUAUAUCCACUCUACAUUUAAUACUCCCAUUUCACAUAGAACUAUGGUGGCUUCUGAUAAGAGGUGCUGAACCUCACUAGUUUGGCUAUUGCUUGUUGGAGUCGCAAGAUUUGAAACUGUUGAUAUUUUCUUUACUGGAGUUAAUACUUCUUGUAAAUAGUGAUGUCUUCACAUUCAAAUCCUAUAUGUAAACUACUGUGUAUUGAGAUGUACCAUCAGCAAAAGUCCGUACUUAUCUAGUGCAUGGUUGUAAAGUAAUUCACAUUGGUGGGCUUAGUGAUACAGGGUAUUUCAGCCUUUUUUGGCCUAUAUCCAAAACAAACCUUCUACAGCUGAACUUGUGGAACUCUCGCUGUUACUUCCCUUCAUUCAGACAUGCCAUGCAUCAAAUGACCCAGAGUAAACCAAUGGCUCUAUCAUUUGGUGGGAUAUAUUGUCCCAGGUUAUUUGAAGAUUUUGGCUGUAAACCAGUACAAUUUUAAAUGAUGGGUUCUGCACACUUCAGGAUCUAAGGGGUUAAAGAGUCAGUAGUAGUGUUUUUUUUUUUUUUUUUUUGGGUGGGGGAUAUGUGCCAUCUGUCUUUCCCUUUUUGUUUUCUACCUUCUUUCUCUCUGCUAAUUAGAAGUUGUCAUUUUCCAUCCAAGUUUCUGCUAACUCUAUAUAAGUUGUCUUGAAUCAGUACAGGUAAACAUGCUAGUUUACUGUUACUUACUGCACUUCUCUAAUGGCCUCUCCAUAGGGCCUGCACUUUUAUCUCAGAAUGUUUGGGACUCAUCUUCCUGAAAAGAAAAAAAUUCAGGGAGAAUAAAUGUUUUCACAAUACUUCAUCACAGAGGAGAUCCUGUAACUUUUGAUGGCUAGAAAGAUGCACUUUGACUCUUCCGACAGAAAAGCACCUGCAGUGGUUGCUAAGAAUUAUAUAUAGUAGUGUGUUGGCCCCCUUUUCCCUUUAGUUUUUUCUGUUUAUAGUAAAUUAUAUUUUUGAAACAAAAUGUAAUGGAACAUAACAGGCAAAAAGGUGAAAAGUAAAUGAAGUGAGUUGUUAUGCAGUAUAUAGGGUGUAUAGAAACCUCUUUAUGAUCUUUUUUCUUAAUACUUUUUCAAGGAGUAUUUUGAACAAAAUGGUACAGUUUUAUUGUACUGGUGCUAAAACUCUAGUGUUGGACAAUCUCUUGCUUAUUUGGAUCACAUCAGCAUUUAAAGCGGCGAAUGGUGUGCAUACGUUUGGCAGUUUUUUGGGGUUUUUUUUCCUAUUUCUAGCAGUGCAUCGACACAUUUCAGGAGGUUUGAUAGCUGUCUGGUGUAAUAGUCUUAGGUCACCCAUGAUCCUAAAUUGAGUAAAGCAGGUUUUGAAAAUGCAUGGAUGGAUUUGUACUCCACAGCUGACUAAUAUGCAUAAUGUUUUCUGCCA
Protopterus annectens (West African lungfish) is the source of this 7713-nucleotide messenger RNA. It is a transcript of the gene BCORL1, whose product is annotated as BCL6 corepressor like 1. The record is from RefSeq and is a predicted model, not a curated record. Lineage: Eukaryota; Metazoa; Chordata; Ceratodontiformes; Protopteridae. Gene Ontology annotation, cellular component: nucleus. Gene Ontology annotation, molecular function: transcription corepressor activity; protein binding. Gene Ontology annotation, biological process: negative regulation of transcription by RNA polymerase II. The transcript is spliced from 17 exons. Bases 705 to 5576 code for a protein of 1623 amino acids.